Messenger RNA from Penicillium angulare, 402 nucleotides. RefSeq lists its product as uncharacterized. The transcript is spliced from 2 exons. The record is from RefSeq and is a predicted model, not a curated record. NCBI's taxonomy places the organism in Eukaryota, Fungi, Ascomycota, Eurotiomycetes, Eurotiales, Aspergillaceae. Bases 1 to 402 code for a protein of 133 amino acids.
AUGAAGCAUCUUCCAACUAUAAUCAACUCCUUCGUAUACAGUCUGCACAACGGAACCAUCAAAAGCAAUCUGAUCAAUCAUGUUCCUCGCCGCGCAGCUAUUGAAGCUGUGGGCGGUGUUGCUAGAUUUUCAAAUAUUGCACUGAAUGCCGUGGACUCGCGGCCAACGGUGGAUAAGAUCUUGACAUAUGAUAAUAGACUACAUACCAUCAAGCUAUCCCAAGAGCGAGAGCAAGACCCCUGGCCCCAUACCGAAGGAGGCUAUAUGGACUACAUUACAGAUUCUCGAGAGGAAGAGUAUUGGUGUGCCUAUGUCGGACAGACUUCGGAUCUAUCGAGAUUUGGGGGUGCUAAUUUGUGUAAAAGUCCGGGAUUCCAGCAAUCCAAUGGCCGAAUGGUGUAG